AUGUCAAUCGAGGUCUAUGCCCACGAACUAAAAGCUGCUCUUCAUCAGUACCCUAACUUCCCCACAAAGGGAAUUUUAUACGAGGAUUUUCUUCCCAUCUUUAGAAGUCCUGAUCUCUUCCAAAAGCUGAUCGAUGCCUUUAAGAUGCACCUGCAAGAGACCUUUUCUGAAAGUAAAAUUGACUACAUUAUUGGUCUAGAAUCUAGAGGAUUCUUGUUUGGCCCCUCUAUUGCUCUUGCUUUAGGUGUUGGAUUCGUUCCAGUAAGGAAAGCUGGUAAAUUGCCUGGUGAGUUGGUCAGAGCCGUUUACGAAAAGGAAUACGGUUCCGAUGUUUUUGAAAUGCAAAAGGAAGCCAUUGCAGCUAAUUCAAAUGUGGUUAUCAUUGAUGACAUUAUCGCCACUGGUGGCUCUGCCGCAGCUGCAGGUGACUUAGUCAGACAAGUUGGUGCAAACGUUUUGGAAUACGAUUUCGUUAUGGAGUUGGAUUUCUUGAAAGGUAGAGAAAAAUUGGGUGCUCCAUUGUUCACACUAUUAAAUGCCCAAAAAGAAGCCUUAAAACAUUAA
Molecule: messenger RNA, 564 nt
Organism: Zygosaccharomyces rouxii
Lineage: Eukaryota; Fungi; Ascomycota; Saccharomycetes; Saccharomycetales; Saccharomycetaceae
Gene: APT2
Product: adenine phosphoribosyltransferase APT2
Exons: 1
Coding region: 1-564 (187 amino acids)
Biological process (GO): adenine salvage; AMP salvage
Cellular component (GO): cytoplasm
Molecular function (GO): AMP binding; adenine binding; adenine phosphoribosyltransferase activity
Source: RefSeq, a predicted model, not a curated record